Ochotona princeps (American pika) is the source of this 1719-nucleotide messenger RNA. It is a transcript of the gene CHST8, whose product is annotated as carbohydrate sulfotransferase 8. Bases 426 to 1688 code for a protein of 420 amino acids. Gene Ontology annotation, molecular function: sulfotransferase activity. Gene Ontology annotation, biological process: proteoglycan biosynthetic process; carbohydrate biosynthetic process. Gene Ontology annotation, cellular component: membrane. Lineage: Eukaryota; Metazoa; Chordata; Mammalia; Lagomorpha; Ochotonidae. The transcript is spliced from 4 exons. The record is from RefSeq and is a predicted model, not a curated record.
GCUCGCAAGCCGGAUCAGGCCGUGCUGCGGGGAGGAGGCAGGACUCGGCAGUGGCAGCGGAGGCGGGGACCGACCCGACCCUGGGGCCGAGGAAAAACGCGCCGCCGCGCCCUCUUCGUCUCCCUCUCCUGUGCGCGCCAGCCCCGGCCGCUCGCCCACCCAGGGCACCGGGCUGGGCUCCGCGCGCCAGGGCGGCACCGGGCCCGAGCUGGGGAGGAGGUGCUGCCAGCCGCCCGGCGCCCUGAGCCGAGGCUUCGCUGUGGAGAACCGCGCCCGGACUAAAGGCGCUCGCGGACUCGAGAGCAUCGGCAGCGACAGACUUCGGCCUGAUGGACGCCUGGUGUGGAUGAUGAAGGAAGAAGGGGCCUCCCGCGCCCCAGAGGUGACCCCAUCGUGUUCCCUUGAAGACCCAGCAAGCCAGCACCAUGCGGCUGGCCUGCAUGUUCUCAUCCGUGCUGCUGUUUGGCGCCGCCGGCCUCCUGCUCUUCAUCAGCCUGCAGGACCCCACAGAGUUCGCGCCCCAACAGGUGCCAGGAGUCCAGUUCAGCAUGAGGCCCCAACGGCCCCACAAGGACCUCCCAUCACUGGGUGGCGGUUUCCCGAAUGGCAACUCGAGGAUUCCCACCGAGAGGGUUCCCCGAGACUUGUCCAGCCGUGCCCCCAAGGGUCUCCACGUGCCAAUGCCUGAUCAGUCUCCACCGCACCUGAAGCCAGGUGCCCGGCCGCGUCUCCCGCAGCGCCGCCGGCGGUUGCUCAUCAAAAAGAUGCCCGCGGCCACCAACACCAACAGCUCGGCGGGAACCGCAGCUGGGGUCCGGCCUGAACCAGGCGCCCCGGACGGCCGCUGGGCGGACCUGCAGCGUGCGCAGCAGGAGCGCAAGCGGCUGAUGCGAGAAGCGUGCGCCAAGUACCGCGCGAGCAGCAGCCGUAGCAGGGCCAUCACGCCACGCCACGUGUCGCGCAUCUUCGUGGAGGACCGACACCGCGUGCUCUAUUGCGAGGUGCCCAAGGCCGGCUGUUCCAACUGGAAGCGCGUGCUCAUGGUGCUGGCGGGGCUGGCCUCGUCCGCCGCCGGCAUCCAGCACGACACGGUUCACUAUGGAGGCGCUCUCAGGCGGCUGGAUACCUUUGAUCGCCAGGGCAUCCUGCACCGGCUCAGCACCUACACCAAGAUGCUCUUCGUGCGCGAGCCCUUCGAGAGACUGGUGUCUGCCUUCCGCGACAAGUUUGAGCACCCAAACAGCUACUACCACCCGGUCUUCGGCAAGGCCAUCCUGGCGCGCUACCGGGCCAACGCCUCGCGCGAAGCGCUGCGGACCGGCUCGGGAGUGCGCUUCCCUGAAUUCGUGCAGUACCUGCUGGACGUCCACCGGCCAGUGGGCAUGGACAUCCAUUGGGACCACGUCGGCCGACUCUGCAACCCCUGCCUCAUCAAUUAUGACUUCGUGGGCAAGUUCGAGAGCAUGGAAGACGACGCCAACUUCUUCCUGAGCCUCGUGCGUGCGCCGCGCAAUCUCACCUUCCCGCGCUUCAAGGAUCGCCACUCGCAGGAGGCGCGCACCACGGCCAGGAUCGCACGCCAGUACUUUGCACAACUCUCAGCCCCGCAGCGGCAGCGCGCCUACGACUUCUACUACAUGGACUAUCUGAUGUUCAACUACUCCAAGCCCUUCGCCGACCUGUACUGACAGCCGCUCAGUGUAGGGUAGGGGUGGGGGC